Tarenaya hassleriana is the source of this 662-nucleotide messenger RNA. Its product is annotated as inorganic pyrophosphatase 2-like. NCBI's taxonomy places the organism in Eukaryota, Viridiplantae, Streptophyta, Magnoliopsida, Brassicales, Cleomaceae. The transcript is spliced from 3 exons. The record is from RefSeq and is a predicted model, not a curated record. Bases 123 to 662 code for a protein of 179 amino acids. Gene Ontology annotation, molecular function: phosphatase activity.
CAUAAUCCUCCGUUUGUAUAAAUACCCGGUUCCUCUGCACUGUAAUUAAAUCCAACCCACAAGCAAUCCAACCCUCCAGAAAGAAGAAAUCCCAGGUUUUUCCUGUUCUUUCUCGGGAAAAAAUGGCUGGAAUCAACAAUAGGAAGAACAACAUUGUGGCGAUCUUCGACUUCGACAAGACAAUCAUCGACGUCGACAGCGACAACUGGGUCGUCGAUGAAUUGGGUUUCACUGAUUUGUUCAAUCAGCUUCUCCCAACCAUGCCUUGGAACUCUCUCAUGGACCGGAUGAUGAAGGAGCUCCAUGAACAAGGCAUAACAAUCCAUGACAUUAAACGAGUCCUCGAAACGAUUCCGAUUCAUCCCCGAGUCGUCCCUGCCCUCAGAUCAGCGCAUGCACUUGGAUGCGAGUUGAGGAUAGUGAGCGACGCGAACACGUUUUUCAUUGAGACGAUUCUCGAACACCUCGAGAUUAAAGACCUUUUCUCUGAGAUCAACACGAAUCCUGGAUUCGUCGACCAACAUGGCAGAUUGAGAAUCUCACCUUACCACGAUUUCACCGAAUCCUCACAUGGCUGCUCUCGUUGUCCUCCCAACAUGUGCAAGGUACAAUUUGUUUUUCUCAAGAGAUCUUCCUCUCUCAAUGGAUUUAGAAAAAUAUAA